CCGCCCCGCCCCGCCUUCCCUCCUCGACCCGACCUGACCCGCAACCCUAGGAGCCAGAGGGACCUGCCUGCUGGAUGCUUCCCGGGAGCCACUCCAGGUUGUUUUCCGGUGUAACACAAAUUUACAGUAGGAAUAUGUAGUUUACAGUUCUGAACCACAGUGCAUACCGUAGGACAAACUACAGUGAGCACGUAAUUACACGUAAGAAGCACAGAGACUGCUCAGUUCUUUUCAGUGGCUAGCUAUCUAGCUAACGGGCUUCAGCUGAAAACCCCACCUGAAAUGGCAACGGCAAGGGAGGAGCGAACUACCAAAAAACAAAAAAGACAGUGCAGAUACAGGACAGAAUGGGAAGCCACUUACACCUGGAUUCGGAAAUCCUAUGAGUGUGAUACAAAAGCCUUUUGUAAAGCAUGCAGGAAGGAAUUUAGCAUUUGCCAUGGUGGUGAGUCUGAUGUUAAGCAUCAUGCUGAAUCAAAAAAUCAUGGACAAAACACCCAGACUCACAAGAGCAAUACCCUGGUCUCACAUUUUUUCAGCAAGCCAAAUGAAUCCUUCAAUAACAAGGUUAUCGCUACUGAGCUAACUCAAGUUUACCACACAGUAGUCCAUCAACACUCCUAUCGCUCAUGUGACUGUGAACUUAAACUGGCGCCUACCUUGUAUCCAGAUUCAACGAUUGCGAAGCACGUCAGCUGUGGCCGGACUAAAGCGGAGGCAUUGAUCAAAAAUGUGCUGUCACCGCUCUCAACAGAAUUUUUAAAAGACCUCAGCAAACCAGAUGGUCCCUAUUUCUUAGUUGCCACAGAUGCAUCUAACAAGGGCAAUGUGAAAACUUUCCCCUUAUCACUGAGAUACUGGACACCUGAACAUGGGGUCCAAGAUAAACUGUUAGACUUCUAUGAGCAAAGUGAAGAGACUGCAGAGGCAAUAAGCACCACAUUACUUGAAAAACUUGCGACACACAAACUAGACCUAAACAAGGUGUCUUCCUACUGUGCUGAUAAUGCAAACGUGAAUUAUGGAAAGCGACAAUCCGUGUACCAGAAUUUAAAAAAACAAAAUGAAAAUAUCUUGCCAGCAAACUGCCCUGCCCAUGUUGUGCACAACGCCGUGAAACAUGCUAGCAAUACCUUACAAGUUGACAUUGAGACUCUGGUGAUUAAGAUGUUCAAUCAUUUCAGCAGUUCCGCUAAGAGAGUAGCAGCAUUGAAGGAUAUGUUUGACUUUGUGGAUAUGGAGUAUGCCACUUUACUGCGCCAUGUUCCGACGCGCUGGUUGAGUCUUUUCCCAGCUGUAAACAGGCUUGUAAAUAUGUGGCAGGCUGUUAAGUGCUACUUUGUUUCUCUGGGCAGUGAGAAGUGCCCAAAAUUUCUAUGGAUGCUGUUCUCAGACAGGGAAAAUGGUGAACAAGGUGAGGGGCCUAGCAAAGUUGAGGUUCAUCUGUUUUUCCUCCAGAAUGUCCUGAAAAUCUUCAAUGAUACUGCGCUCUGUUUGGAAAAUGAGAGUAUGACAGCAUGUGAAGUGUAUGCCAUAAUGAAUACUCUGAGAAUUAAACUUCAGCAACGGAAAAAUGACAUAUUCUUUGGCUCCAAAGUUGAAAGUGCAUUAACUGAGAUGCUGCCUGUCACUGCUGCAUGUCUCCAGAAAGACUUCAUGAAAUUUUACGAUGUGUCGAUCCUAUAUUUGGAGAAAUGGUUUGAUUUUUCAACAACUGGCUACAUGUUCAAUACCCAGUGCUUGAACAUCAAAGUUAAUAGGGUAUUCGAAUACAAGGAUCUGUCUGCGGCCGUGACAGCUGUAAACCUUCAGAAAACAGUGGAUCUUGAUCAGCUCUAUGAUGAAUACUGUAUCAUCAAAGACAUCAACUCCAAGUUGGAGCCUGGAAACUAUUCAGUUGGGGAACUCUGGUCUCAAGUGCUGAGAAACAAGGACAGUAGCACUGAAUUCCUGAACAUGGCAAAGCUGGUGUCAUACGUGCUCAGUAUACCCGUAAGCAAUGCAUACUCAGAGCGUGUAUUUUCAAUCAUGAAAGGUGCAUGGACUGAUGUCCGGAAUCGAAGCAGCAUAGACUUGGUGCGGAGUGAAACCCUUGUCAAAAUGAAUUUCCGGAUGAGUUGCAAGGACUUCUACAGCUUUGUGAUUGCCCAGAAGCAAGUCAUGACUAUGGCAAAGUCAUCCAAGAAGUACUAGACUUCUGGCAUAUCUGAGAGGUCUGCAAAUUGGGAAGUUGAUUUAUUGACUGAAUAAAAAACCCGGCCCUUUACCCCUGUUGUUUGUUUAGUGUACAAAUAAAUCUGUAUGUUUAAAUAUGUAUUAUGA
Mauremys reevesii (Reeves's turtle) is the source of this 2322-nucleotide messenger RNA. RefSeq lists its product as uncharacterized. The coding region runs from base 283 to 2193 and encodes 636 amino acids. Gene Ontology annotation, molecular function: protein dimerization activity. The record is from RefSeq and is a predicted model, not a curated record. The transcript has 2 exons. Lineage: Eukaryota; Metazoa; Chordata; Testudines; Geoemydidae.